ACGUCCAAAUCAAUAAAAAUGGUCAAAAUUUGUGUUUUUUUCAAUGUGUGGCCAUAAAUUGUGUUUUAUGCUUUAUUUUGGCUACUUCAAAAUUUUACUCAUAAAUUAAUGUGGUUUAAGAACCUAAUGUUAUUAGUGUAUUAUAUGAGAGAUUAUUUUUUACCAAAAAAAUAUUAUUAUACUUUUGUAGUAUUGAUUCUCACGUAAUCCAAUAUUUUAAGAUAAAUAUAAAUGCUAAUCAAUUGAGCAUUUAUAUUGAAAAUGAGAACAAAUUAUAGUCGUAAUUUAAUAGAUCAGAAAUAGAACUUGCUAGUAUAAAUAAAAAUCAGCAUUAAUUAUGUAAAUAAAUGUUGAAAUUAAUAUUGAAUUGUGUAAAUUAAUUAAUUAAGAUUAAAAUUAAUGCUACACUUUGGGCGGGAAAAUAGUAUAGGCAUAUUGGUUCCACUUUUAUAUAUAUAUAUAGAUUAUGAGAAUCGUAGGAAAGAGAUAUAAUGAUUAAAUUGAAAAAACGUGGGAGAGAGAAAAAAUAGCGUUGUAUUACCGUUGUACUGAUCUUUUAUAUAUUUUAUAUAUAUAGAUAGGGCCUAAAAUAGGCCCAAGAUUUGUCCAAAAAUCGGCCCACCCGUCGGCCCUUUCCACGAGUCGGUUUUCGCUCAAACCCAUUUUAAAAUCAAACUCGUAUUGAAAUAAAUGUGCUCUUUGCUAUUCAUACUUUGAAAUGAAAAUAUACAUAUAUAUAUAUAUAUAUACACACACAUUUUGAUUUAAAUCAAGUUCACACGAAAUAAUAAUAAUAAUAAUAAUAAUAAUAAUAAUAAUAAUAAUAAUAAUAAUAAUAAUAAUAAUAAUCUUCUUAAUAAGAUCUAUUUUCCGUUUUUCUGAAGAGAAAACCUAGACAUCAAGUCUUAUUAAGUUACCGCGAGGAUAAUUAUUCUUAUUAACUGGGAAUUAGGGACCUAUGACCUAUCACAUCCUAAUAAUAUCAAUAAGACCCAUAUGAAUCAUAGGAUCGAAAAUCUGGGGUAUUACAUUAAUAAUGAAAAUUAGUUUAUUUGUUUAGAAGAUGGAACAUUCUUUAAAAAAAAAAGAAUAAAAGUAUGUCUUUAUAUGCUUUCAAUCUACUUAAUAUUGAAUUAAUUGAAUGGCGAACAAUUAUCUAUUAUAUUAAGUGAUUGUUAAAAAAAUGCAUGAAAAUGAAGUGUACGGAAUGCUCCCGCCCCCGAACCCCGUGUAAAUGUUUUCAAACGUCGUAGUUCACCAAAUUCAGUCCCCACAACGUUAAAUUCUGAAGCUGCCCUUGAGUGGGAUGGAGAAAGUAAUAAUAAUAAUAAUAAUAAUCUCUUCGGUGAAUUUGAGAAAAUAAAGAAUAUACAUGUGUAAGUAUGGCCCAAUGUAUUUUUCAAAUAGGCCCAAUCCAAAUUAAAAAAUACUAAGUUGUCGGUUUGGGGCCAGUUCGCUUUCCGUUCGCAAUUGAGACCCGCUGUAUGAGUCGUGGAGUCGGUGUUUACGUCGCGUUAAUCUCGAUUCUUCAAGUAAAUUCCAGAAACCCCCCACAAAUUCUCCCACGAAAAACUAUAAAUUCCUCGCUUAAUUCGCUCCAACUUUUAUUUCUCCAAACCUGAUAUUGCCGCUAUAGUUUAGUAUAUCUUUUUUCAGACGUUAAUCCAUUGACUGCGAGAAAAAAAGAAGCAGAAACAUGGCAAGAGAAGGCCCUAAUUGGGAAGGAUUGCUUAAGUGGAGUCUUUCCCACGCCGACGGUACUAACACUUCUCGCAGUUUGAGUGAGGAGGAUAGAAGAUGGUUUAUGGAGGCGAUGCAAGGGCAGACAAUUGAUGUUAUUAAGCGAAUGAAGGAGAUAACACUUGUUAUGAAGACCCCUGAGCAGGUUUUGGAGUCUCAGGGGGUGACUCCUCAAGAUAUUGAAGAUAUGUUGGAUGAGCUACAAGAACAAGUGGAAUCCAUCGACAAUGCUAAUGAUCUUCACUCCAUUGGUGGUCUUGCUCCUCUCCUCGACUACCUUAGAAAUCCACAUGCUAACAUUAGGGCAAAAGCAGCCGACGUUGUUAGCACGGUCGUGCAGAACAAUCCCAGGAGUCAACAGCUGGUAAUGGAAGCUAAUGGUAUGGAGCCGCUGCUGUCCAAUUUUACUUCUGAUCCAGAUGUUGGAGUGCGUACCAAAGCGCUCGGGGCAAUCUCUUCUCUGAUUAGGCAUAACAAGCCUGGAAUUGCUGCAUUCCGGUUGGCUAACGGUUACGCCGCGCUAAGAGAUGCUUUGGGCUCCGAGAGUGUGAGAUUUCAAAGGAAAGCCCUGAACUUGAUCCAUUAUCUACUUAGUGAGAAUCAUUCAGACAUUAACGUCAUAUCCGAACUCGGCUUUCCUCGCAUCAUGAUGCACCUUGCAUCAAGUGAGGAUUCUGAUGUGCGCGAAGCUGCACUAAGGAGCCUUCUCGAUCUAGCUCGGGACAGAUCAGAGAAGCCCGAUACUCCAAAUGAAGAUGAUGACAAACUGAAGCAGAUUCUACAAGACAGGAUCAAAGGGAUCAGUGAGAUGUCUCUUGAAGACCUAGGAGCCGCGAAAGAGGAAAGGGAGCUUGUGGACUCUCUUUGGAAAGCCUGUCACAACGAACCAUCACCUCUUUUCGAGCAGGGUCUUCUAUCACUCCCUGGAGAAGACGCUCCGCCUCCAGAUGUAGCGAGCCAGUAUUUCCAGCCGCCUCUUAGAGCUUGGGCUGCAAACAGAAAUCCUGAUCCAAAACCAGAGAACGAGAAGAAGGAAGCGCCGUUGUUGUUAGGCCCCGGACCCUCAGCUUGAAUUAGUUUGUGCUGGACGGGUGCAGAUAUAUCACUGCAGUGUUAGUUUUUGUCGAGAUGUUCAGCGCAAUUAUGCACCAAAAUCAUAUUAUUUGUGGGUAAGUCCAAGAUCUUGUUCUAUAUUUGUACUUUCCAUAUAUUCCAAAAGUACAAAACUUUUUAUCUUUA
Messenger RNA from Salvia miltiorrhiza (redroot sage), 2979 nucleotides. Its product is annotated as hsp70 nucleotide exchange factor FES1-like. The coding region runs from base 1697 to 2812 and encodes 371 amino acids. The record is from RefSeq and is a predicted model, not a curated record. Gene Ontology annotation, molecular function: protein binding. NCBI's taxonomy places the organism in Eukaryota, Viridiplantae, Streptophyta, Magnoliopsida, Lamiales, Lamiaceae. The transcript is spliced from 6 exons.